Podarcis lilfordi (Lilford's wall lizard) is the source of this 19757-nucleotide messenger RNA. NCBI's taxonomy places the organism in Eukaryota, Metazoa, Chordata, Lepidosauria, Squamata, Lacertidae. The record is from the annotation of a GenBank genome assembly.
CAAUCGCACUCACCGAAGAGGUCGGUACGGCCAAUCAAAGCCCGCGGAGCAAAGGAAACUCUCGCGGCUGUUCGGAAGUGGGGAAGGAAAGGCGACGCGACCUUUGAAGAUGACCAAUCCAGGACCGGAGGGCGGCCUUAGGCUCCACGCCAGUUCAAUGGGAGCUGAAGCGUAGGAGGGCGGAAGCAGCCAAUGGGCGAUAGACGCAGCAGGGAAAGGGCGGGUUUAUAAAGCGGGAGGCGGGCGCGGAGUGUUCUCUUUUGCGGCGCCUCUUCGUGGUCCGGUCUGUUCGCCUGGGAUCCUGCCGUCAUUGUCAGCGCCGCCAUGAAGACCGCUCUGUUCUGGUCUCCGCUCCUCUGCCUGCUCUUCCUGGGACGGGCCUGCCUGGCCGGCGACGCGGAUAUCGAGGAGGACGAGGGCGUCCUGGUGCUCAAGGCGGCCAACUUCGAGCGGGCGUUGGAGCAGCACCCGAACAUCCUGGUGGAGUUCUGUGAGUGGAGGGGCGCCGGGGGGGGGAGCGCGGAUGAGGGUGGAGAGGGAAGGCCGGCCGGGUGGGAGGGGGGACUGAGGUUGGGGGUCCCCCUGUUCGGUUUAGGGGAGGGAUGGGGAACAGGCUUUUUCACGUUAGCGGGUCGUCGUCCCCCCCGCCAUUAGGGAAACAACCCCUGCCUAUUCAGACGUUACACAGUUCACGUGAGAAGGGGACUUGCGAGAGCUGGCGUGCGCCGGCUGCGGUAAUGUCUUUUACCAGCCCAAAGAGGGGCCUGUAGGCGUUUGCUCGUCUUUUGCUGUUGGCGUGUCCCGGAUGCAUGGAAUAGGCCGGUGCUACUGUUGCUAUAUAUUUUCAGCCUUGAAAAUAGGGGUAUAGAUAGAUGCUUACGAGUUGGCUAUGAAACACUGGUAGCGUCUCAUGCAGGAGAGCACAGGGGCCCGCUGAAGAUUUUGUAAGAGUGCAAAGUGCGUUUGAAAUGCACCUCUCUCAAGUAUUGGGGAAAGGAUUGUGCCAUGUUAUGUCUGUUGGUGGCAUUGCCAUAGUACCAGGAGUACUGUUGGAAGGGGCGUGCCAGUAAAGUUAAGAGGCUUCAGUGGAGUCUUGGAAGACUCCCAAAGUUGGAUGUGCUGUGCUAGUUGCAGGUUGUUGCUGACGGCAGUGCAGGACAAGAAACUUUGAACUAUGCACUGGGGAGAGAUUUACAUCAAGUAAGCAACAGUAUUGAGGACUGAGCCUGUCUCUUGCUUUUCUAGAUAUUCCAGACUUCCUCGUUGUUUUGUCUACUCAUUGCAUUUCCACUGCAGAGACUGCUUGUAAAGUAAUAGGUGAAGAGGGGGAAACUUCAAGUUAGGAUUUUGUGAUAGGAAAGGUGCUGGUUAUAGUACUACAGGGCAGUCAAAAGUGAAGCUCUCCUUGCCAUAAUUUUCACCCCCACCCGUCACUUGGAUGCUAUCUGCAUGGAAUGUUUUGUUGUGGGUGCAUUCCUGUUGAUAGAAAGUAUCAGUGUUGGAGGGUUGCACAGUAAUUGCUUUGAUACUAAGUACUUCUCUUUUUCAGAUGCACCCUGGUGUGGUCACUGUAAAGCUCUGGCCCCAGAGUAUGUGAAAGCGGCAGCAAAAUUGAAAUCUGACAACUCAGAAAUCCGGCUGGCCAAGGUGGAUGCGACAGAAGAAUCGGAGCUUGCCCAACAGUUUGGUGUUCGAGGCUACCCUACUAUCAAAUUCUUCAAGAAUGGCGAUAAAUCAUCCCCUAAAGAAUACACAGGUGAGACUAUGGUAAUGGUUAAAAAGUCUGGAACAUGUGAAUUGAGGUGGGGGGGAGAACCAAACCUGGAACAUAAAGCAAAAGUGACACAAGAGGAUACUUCUUGGUUUUGAUGCCUAAACUGUUGGCUUUCACUUCAUGUUGUUCAGAUAUAGUUCUCUGCCUCCUUUAAGCUGUUUGUUCAUGUUGUAUGUAUAUUUCACCAGUUUAAAAGGUGCCUGCUAAAUAGUCCCACAAAAAAUGUUUUUCGUAGAGGACUUGCAACUUUGUCCUUGCAUGUAAUUAUUUUAGUCACUAGAAAGACAAGGAUAAUCUGUUAAAUAGGAAUAAGGUACUGUGGUUUCACAUUUCUAGCUUAGAACUCCUGACACAAAUUAAGGACAAGUUGGCGUUGCUUUUUAAUAGUUGCCCUUAGGAUAUAUCUGCUCCCUGCUUUGUAUAUGAUGGAAUCAAAUGCAAAAUUGCAGCUCUUGGAGCAAUUUGCUGCAUGUAAUACCCUCCCUCACCAUUGUUUAUUCCUUACAGCCCAAUUCUGUGUAUAUCUAUUCAGUAGUAAGCUCCAUGGAGGUCAGUGAGGCUUGCUGCCAAGAAGAGGUAGAUAGGGCUACAGCCAAAGGCAAUAAAUCUAUUAAGCAGUGACUAUUUCAGUGUCUGUAUUCUGAACAGCAUUCUAGCCUUGAAGGAGAAGUCUGUGACUCAAGGCACUGAGCUCAUGCUACUGCUCAGUCAUAGCCAUUCAUUCACUAGAGGCUAUUUCAGCCUCUUUCCUACAUAUAAAAUGGAUGUCCUAUUUUUUGAAGUUGUAUUAAAACUAAAUGAGAGUUUAUCAAAUAUUUCAUAUUCCCAGUUUUGUGUAACUGAGACAAGCAUGCACCUGUAGUUGAGUUUAAAAACACAAAAGCAUAGGCACUAGCAUGUCAUAAAUGAUAAAAAUAGUAACAAUUUUUCUUCCACGUGUUACUUGUUGGAAAAUGGGGUUGAGGUGGAAGUCCAGCAGUAUCUGUAGGACAUGCGGAUGAGUAAAGCUGCUUUAUAACAUUACCUGCAUUCUCCUCCCUCUUGUCCCUCAGCAAAAAACCUCUGAUCCAUCCAGCCUUCUGCUCUCUGGACUUGAUAAUCUUGCCUAUAUUCAUCACUCUUGGCAAAAUUAUUCUGAGCACAGAAAUACCCUUCUUGCAGCCCUAUGUUGCUUUUGAGUCCUCCCUGAUUCAGCUUCAAAGCUCUCAGUAGCUUUGACCCUCUUGCCUCACUGCUGGCACAUCCUCCCACAUCUCUUUCCCUGUCUCUUUUGCUUGGCCAGCUCCUCCAUGCUUGUGACUGCCUCCCAAAACCCUUCCUACAUAACCACUUGCAAAAUCACUUUUCCACGAAGCUUUUGACAGACCCCUACUCCUAAUGCACCAUUGCAACUAAGCCUUUAAUACAUGUAACUGAAAUGUAAUUUUCCCCAUGUUUACCCCAUCCCUCUUUCCCUUCCUUUCCUUUGUUUGCCAGCUUUAUCUGUUUCUAAAUGGUAAGAGCCUUGGGGCAGGGACAUGUCCUUCAUCUGAAUGCUUUUGUUGAGAUUCUUGCCUUACAGGGGAUCAGAUUAGAUAAAACCCAGGGUCAUUCUCAACUCUACAAUCUAUGAUUCUGUGAGUUGUGCCAUAUACGUGGAUGAUAUAAGUGCUAGACAAACUUCUUUUAUCACCAAAGCUACUGGCAGACCGCUGAUCAGCAUGCCUGAUCAUUCUGAAUGGUUGGUUAUGCUGAUUGUAACAUACCGUAUUUUUUGCACCAUAACAUUCACUUUUUUCCUCCUAGAAAGUAAGGGGAAAUGUCUGUGCGUGUUAUGGAGGGAAUGCCUAUGGGUGGCAUGCCUACGGAUUUUCCUCCUCUAAAAACUACGUGCGUGUUAUAGUUGGGUGCGUGUUAUAGAGCGAAAAAUACGGUACUUUUCCCUAACCCAGAUAUCAUAAUGGAAGGCCUGUGGUUUAAGGUAAAAGAGUUAUUAAAACUCCUAGUCAUAUUAAAAAAGAAAAAUCACAGGUUAAAAAAAUAAACAAUAUUUAAGUUUUUAAAAGGUAGUGGUGGCUGAUGGAAGGUUCAGAAGUGGGGUUGGGGUGGGCCACAAUGAUGUAAGAAGCCUGUUCCUUAGACAUUGCUGCUGAUUCUCUCCCAAGAUUCCAUGGUGACAGUUGGGAAGAAUCCCUCCACGCUUAGGAGCCUGCCACCUAGAAAUAGGCACAAAAAUCUCCUUUAGGAAGCUGAAUGGUCUUCAGCUAUUAACUUUUUGUGCUGGUGGCCGGUGAAAAACUGCAUUGGGAGGGCAACACUACAGAAUGGCCAGUCCCCCAUCCUUAGAUCCCAUUGUAGGGGAAGAUGAGCUUCCAGUUGUAGGGGAAAAAGUGCUUUCAGUUAUAGGGGAAGAUGAGCUUUCAGCUUUAGGGGAAGAUGAGCUUUCAGUUGUAGGGGAAGAUGAGCUUCCCCUUAUAGGGGAAGAAGUGCUUUCCGUUGUAUGGGAAGAAGAGCUUGCAGCAGCCACAGAAGCCACAUGUAGGAUAAGUUUUCCCACAGGUAUGACUGUCCUGCCUCUGAUUUUGGCUUUCUUGAAAGGCAGCCUAUGCAGCCACUUUGAGUGCUGGUAGAGUUAGUUAUUACCUUUUGCAUAUAAAAAAAAAAUAGGUUUAUUUUAUUUAUUAAAUUUCCAAACUACCCUUCAUCCAAGGAUCGCAGUGCAGUUUACAAUAUCAGAACACAAAAAUACAUUGCAUGGUAACAAAACAAAAAGCAAUAACCCAUCCCCAGGUUGCUGUAUCAGUAUAUGCAUUAAAUGUUACAGGCUUGGUUAUAUGAUUUCUUUCUCGUGUGGUAAAAGUAGCUGUAAUAAGCAAUCCCAUACAUCUUGAACUGAAUUCUUUGGGCAUCAUUUUUGACUUGGUGGGUGGGUGUACAGCUUGGUCCAGCAGAGUUUUGAGAGCUGCCUGGAGAAUAUGGAGUACACGGCCCUUCUGUUUCUCACACUGCUUGGCCAUGUCCAAGUAAGGAAAGCAGGGCUCUGUCCUCAGUACCAGCUUCACCUAACCUGGCUAGCCAAGCCAAAACACAUAUUUGUCAGGAUCUAGCCCCUCCCCUUCAGUGCAAUCCUCUGCAUGUUUUUAGACAUCCCAUUGUAUUCAGUGGGGUUUACUCCCAGGUAAGUGUGCAUAGGAUGGUGGUCUUAUCUCAGAGCUUGCACUGCCGGAGAUCAUGAGCGAUCACUUGCUCCCCCUGUCCUGCUGCAAACUUUGGGAGUGAAGGAGGCAAGGCAGUGGAAGGUGAAGGUGGUGGCUGUUCCUAACUCCCUCCUUCAAAGCUUACAGCUGGGGUAUGUCUCUUUCCUGUUGUUUCAUCAAUAAAGCUCAAUAAAACUGGAACAGUUUCUGCACCACCACCCUCAAGCUCCAGGGCUGCAGCUCCACAAUGUGGGCGAUGGUCACAGUGAGCAGGCAUCUACCCCCCUGCCUAUAGGAAUCUUUCUGUUUGCAGGUAUAGGGAAGGGCAAUUCGUAUUAUUUACAUUUGGGGAAUUUUGAAAUGGAGAUUGGCAUAGUAACAGCUUGCAUUGUAUAUAAUCAGUGCAAGAUGUGCUUAAAGCAGAUUCUAAAGGCAGCUAAUUUUGGGUGGAGCCUCCCAAGAGUUAGAAAUACAGAUCUAAUUUUAACAGCGUUGAAAAACCGAUUUGUUGCUUUUAAGCUUUGGUACUGUGGUAGAAAAUCUUGCUUCCUGUAUUUUUUCUUCACUCAACCAUUUUGUGGUAUUCUUCAGCAUGAAAAUGCUUGCAUCUUGCAGAACGUUUUGCAUCAGUGAUAUUAUAAUGUGGCCCAAGCUCUAAAUAUACAUGAGCCAAUGUGGUGAUAGAAACAGCAUGCUCUUAAAUGUUGCUAUGAAAUAUGUUUUGCACUAAGUAAAGCAGCUUUGUGCUCAAUAGCACCUUCUGGUGGCAACUUUGUCUUGGAAGGCAAAGGGGUAAGGGAAGAUGGUGGUUUAUCUCCCUAGAAAGGUGAACAGAAACUCUUUGCCCUCUGAACCAGGAAAUAAUGGGAGUUUCCACUUGGGGUGAUUAGAUCAAGUGCUCCAACUUAAACGUGAGAGAGAUUCUGAUGUGUCUUUUCUCCCCUAUUGCAGCUGGCAGGGAAGCAGACGACAUUGUCAACUGGUUGAAGAAACGCACCGGCCCAGCAGCCACUGCCCUGGCAGAUGUAGCUGCUGCUGAGAAACUGGUGGAAUCCAGUGAAGUUGCUGUGAUCGGGUUCUUCAAGGUAGAGUGCUUCAUUUGGUUACUGUUGUUUUUAGCUGACCUCCCUUGGAGGCCUUUAUCUGGGAAGAGAUUACACCAGGGCUCGCUAACCUGUUUGGGUCUAUGGGCAGUCUAACACAAAGUUCCCUGGGUGACCUGAGCCUAGACAGUCUCUUAACCUAACCUACCUCCCAUUGGGGAGGAGGAGAACCAUGUAUGGCACAUUCAGCUCUUAGGGGGAAGGUGGGAUAAAAAUAGAAUAAAUAAACUUGCAAACCAGAGAAACUUGUGGGCAUCGCACACCACAACCUGUUCAAUUGGUUACAGUAGAAUCGCGCCCAAUUUCAGCGGGGAGGGGAAUUUGUGGACACAGGGAAAUUACAUCUAGAGUAUGAUGCCAAUUUCUUUUUCCCAUCUUGGCUCUUUGUUGUUCUUGCAUCACUGAGUAAGCAACAUGCAUCAAAUCAAGGCAUGGUGUGGAGUAUUUAAAACUUAAAAUCUUCCUUCUUUCUGUUAGGAUGCAGAAUCUGAUGCUGCCAAGCAGUUCUUGUUGGCAGCAGAGUCCAUUGAUGACAUUCCUUUUGGGAUCUCUUCCAACAGCGAUGUAUUUGCCAAAUACCAGCUCAGCAAAGAUGGAGUUGCCCUUUUUAAGAAGGUGAGUGGUGCAAAAUAUUCCCAUUAUGUGCUAAGUCUGGCUGGCUGCACUCUGCUUCCCCAAUAUGUUUCUAUUCCACAUCCACCCACACUGUUACUGUAUUUGUAGAAAGUUCACACAGGUCCAAAUAGUGCUCUAAAAACUUGAUUUGAAGGAGGAAAUUGGAAAUCACUUGAAUUUUUUCUCAUCAGCUUCCCCCUCCCUCCUGGAAGUGUUCUUAUAUCCUAAGGCUUUAGCCUGUAAAACCCAGUUGCUUCCUCAAAGGGUACUUCUAGUAUCACAACUGAAGUGGUAGUGUGAAGAGGAACUGAUGCCAGGCUUUUGUUUUCAAUGUCAGUAUAGAUGACUAAGGCAAGAGAAUCUUAAUGAUUGGCAGCAAGACUCGUUGCCACUUAAAUUGCAAUUCUCUGGAACAAAACCAGUCUUUCCAUUGCUGAGCUUGUUGGUGGAAGCCAAGCACACUGGAUGGAUUGUGAAAGCAGAACAGGAAGAAGCAGUCUGAGUAGCUUAUUCAGCAAGUUAACCUUGUUAAUAUAAUAGCGAGGUCUGUUCACAUGUUAGAGAACCAGAAUGGAGGAGGUAAUUUAGGGGGGGAAACUUCCAAACAGGGACACUUGUGGGGGAAAAACACCCCUGCUUUGUGUUGCAAGCCACAAGAGCAAGAUCUUGACUCAUGCCAUUAUCAAUAUUUAGGUUGCCAAAGUGGUUUGUCAAAAGGUAUGGGGCCCUCAGCGGAGCAACCAUUAAGGGAGGAAAUCUCAGACUCCAGAAUCCUCCAGAACUUACUGUAGUUGCGGGCAUUGACUUUUGAUAGUGGGAAUGAGCGCCAUUACAAAGUGGAUGGAGACCCCACAGUGUCCAUACCCUUCUCUCCACCUGAGAAGAGUAGAGCAACGCAUGCUCUCUCCUGCUGUAAAGGCAUCUAUAGCCUGUAGAUUACACCCUGACUGCCUCUUUAAGGUCAAUUCUCCCUGCUUCAAACAGGCUUUUCCACCUUCAAGUGUUUGGCAUGUUAAGCUGAAUACUUGCUUUUUGAAACCUUUCAAUCUGUUAAGGGGGUGGGGAAGUUGUGUUUGGCCAUCAUUUUUAUUAAAGGAUAGGAGGUAAAUUUCUGAUUGGCCAGCUCUUCUAUCUAAAGGGGGUACUUUUCUGAGUGGCUUAGAACUUUCCUCACUCUUAUUCUCCGUUUCUUGCUCCUCAGUCUCGGAGCUGUUGAGACUUCAACCAGCCAAAGUGAAAACAAAUCCCUUUUAGUUGCCAAAAGGACACUUGCCCAAGCUUCUGAACUCUUCAGGUGCACACCUGUCAAAUGCUUGAAUUUUUACACGGUUAACUCUUUGGUGCUGCCAUUUUAUUUUUAUUUUUUUUGCUUCCAACCAAAAUGAAACAAACUUUCAGCAGAUGCUAUAUUUGAAUCUGUUCCUACCACAUUUGCACAUGGCCCCAUAGAGCUUGAGUGUCAUGAAGUGACCUCACUGAUGCCCAGGAAUAUUGUUUGGAAUGAGACGAAACCGUGUAAGCAGUUACAGAAUUGGACAGGACGUGAAAUACCCCUGCAGCUGUUAAGUGGUGAAGCACUGGGAGGAAUUCUGUGUAGCGCUAAGCAGAUAGCUCUGUCAGCACGAUAAUUUCUGCUUGCCUGAUGGAAUGACCUGCCUCUCUUUCCCUGCUGAUAGUUAUAUACCCUCCCUCCCCACAUGUUGUUCUGGGGAUUGUUCACACACAAACACAUAGAGUAAAGCCCUGCUGUGUUCGCAAAGUCUUUGUAUGGUCUUCCGCUAGCAGGCCUCUAAACAUUGGGGCUGGUGAGAGUGGCACUCAGAAUCUUCUGGACUGUGGCAAGAUGCUUUUGGAAUCUUGAGGUAUCUCUAAGUUGGCUAGUUUCUGCUAAGAUUACAGGGUAUAGUAAAAGCAGAGCUGGUAGGUUCUAAAUCAGGCCCUCCAAAUGUUUUGAGACUACAGUUCCCAUCAUCCCUGACCACUGGUUGUGCUAGCUAGGGAUCAUGAGAGUUGUAGGCCAAAAACAUCUGGAGGGCCAACGUUGAGGAAGUCUGUUCUAAAUGCAUCUCACUGGAGGUACAUGAAGGCCAGGAACUGGUUUAUUAUAAGUCUUAUGUAGCACCCAUAAAUAAGCAGAGGUGUUAUUGGCAGAACCGUAGAACAUCUAGUCCCUGGUAAGGCUGCACAUUUUAAAGUUUUGUUUCUUUGUGAACGCUGGCUUGUGCCUCCUUGCCAGGUGCAUUCUAAUAAACUGUUCUUCAGGGAUAGGUUGUAUUAAAAACUGGCAUUUUAUAAAACACUUCUGAAUGUGCCAACAGCAUUUUUGGUUAACCUGCCAAUGUGAAGGCAGGUAGCUCUUACUAUAUAUAUAUGGUGUCUGAGGGAAUACUGGCUUACCUAAGGCUACCUAUUGAGUUCAUGGCUAAGGUGAGAUUUGAACACAGCACUACAACUACCCAACUUUGCUUUUUGUUUCUUUGUCUUUUGCAUAAGCUUCAUGUUGUCUUGAAGUAGAUUUCUUUGUAUAACUUUCCUGGAAAGUUACUCAAACAGGGACCUAUGUGUGCGUCCCCCAGAGUCGUGUCGCUAGGGAGCCCAGCCAAUGGGAUCACUGCUUUCCCUUGCAUGUCUUCUUGGUGGAUAACCUUGAUUCUCCUAUGUCUGUUACUCCCUGCCCCUUUCCAGGGUGCCAGGAAAGAUUUUGAGAACCUGGACAGUAAUAGGUGUUGCUCUGCAGCAAAAUUAUUCCUGGCAGAGGAAUGAUAGCGUGCUUUCUGACUUCAGUUCCUGCUUGGCUAACAAUAGCCCUGCAGGGAUGUGUUGUCCUCUGAGUAAACUGCUAUAUAUUUACUGGUUCCAUGUUGUGUGCUGCUGCCUAGGACACUACCUCCUUUUUAGUGGUUCUGUUGAUCAGAGAAAUAUAUCUGCUUCCAGCAGACCUGCACAACCUGUUGCCUGCCAGGAAAUGAGCAACCUGCUUCUGUGACUUUUGAGAGUUGUGUAUUUAAAAUACUGUAGAAUAUUGAUGAAACCCCUUUUGAGGUAGUGGGUACCCCGGUGCAAGAAUCUGGCAAUCCACUUAGUCCCAAACUCCUUUCUAGUCACUGCUCUGUUUACUCCUAUGGAGCCUUGAAUCCUAGCUUGUUAGUAAGAUGAGAGCUUUGGCAGAGAUUCUACCCUGGAUUUUAACUUGAGGAAUUCUGUGCCUUGCUUGUAGUGUGAAAUGUGCACCGUAGUUUGUGUCAAGACUUGUCAGUGGGAGCCCUACAGAUAUAACACUCAGGAUUGUGUAUUCUGUACUUGUAAAAAUUGGAGAAAUAAUGGAUAGAAAGCAAGCUGGACUCCAUGUUUGCCUUUUUUACAUAAAUCUGAAUAAUAGCCUGGUUGUGGCAGAAGAUAAAUGUUAGGCCCUAAAGUCCCAUUCCUCAAACUAUUGACCUGUUUUACAUGUAAUACUAGUCCAAACUAUGACAUGGCAUGUGGGCUACUGGAGAGAGCCGUUUUGCUUCUCUGCUCCUCCUGCAUUUGCUGUGAGCUAAGUUGUGAUUUGGCUCAGUGUUGUGUUUGAACCAGAGUUCGUGGUUCACACACCACAAGCAUCCAAGCCCAGGUUUGGAUAACACGUGAGCUUGAACCAGUCUGUGGUUUACAGCAGUGCAGUGGCGGAAGGACUGGAGGAGGAGCAAAAUGGCCACAAUCUCAUCCCUGGUAGUCAGGUGUGUUCAAGCCAUAGCUUGGCUUAGGAUUGAAUGUGAACUGAGCCAUUCUCGGUUUUGCUGUGCCAGCCUUUAGUCCUACAUACUUGCACACAUUUUUUCAUAGACAUAAGGGUUAGAAGCCUAAACCACCACCGACGUUUUCAGGAAACCAAAUGAUUUACUCAAUACCAAAUUCUGCAUUCCUGUAGAGUUGUGGCAGACACUCAGUCUGCCCAUAACCUGCGUUUUGGUGAUAAGUAGGCUGAUGACCCAACUGUAACUCUUGAUUGAUCUCAACCGUAAGUCGGCUUGAUUUAUUCUCACGAGUCCCUUUGUGCUUGUUUCCAGUUUGAUGAAGGACGUAACAACUAUGAAGGGGAGAUAACAAAAGAGAAUCUGUUGAACUUCAUCAAAUCAAACCAGCUGCCCUUGGUGAUUGAAUUCACUGAACAGGUAUGGAAGUGGCUCUCUAGCAAGGCAGGGUUGGUUGGUUGGUUGGUUGGUUGGCUGGCUGGCUGGCUGGGUGACCUAACCCACACCUUGAUCUGUGUCUACCAAUCAGGAGUGGAGAAUUCUAACCAUACAAAUUAUACCAAGUAGAAUGAACUGUAAAUGAGGGAGGGGGGAGUUUGCAUAAUCUUGGCAACCGGUAACACUCUUGGCCCUAGCAUGCAUCUAUUUGUUCUUCCGCAGACGGCACCCAAAAUCUUUGGAGGAGAGAUCAAGACCCACAUCCUGUUGUUCCUGCCCAAGAGUGUUACAGACUACCAGGGAAAACUGGAUAACUUCAAAAAAGCAGCAGAGAGCUUCAAAGGGAAGGUGAGGACCAGGAAGUGACGUAUUAAAAAUCCUUUCUUUGCUCCCUAGGCUUCCCAGGUGGUGAACACUGGCACUUACAGUGGUACCUCUGGUUGCGAAUGGGAUCCGUUCCGGAGCCCCGUUUGCAACAUGAGCAGAAUGCAACCCGCGUCUGCGCGGGUCGCGAUUCGCCGCUUCUGCACAUGUGCGCAACGUCAUUUUGAGCGUGUGCGCAUGCGCGAGCGGUGAAACCCAGAAGUAACCCUUUCUGGUACUUCGCCAUGGGAUGCAAUCUGAAAAGAUUUAACCUUUAGCAAACAUAACAAGAGGUAUGACUGUACAGUUCUAAUAUUGCGGCUCCUCAGGGAGGACAUGGAUUAGGAUCAUAGGAGUUUCAGAAUAUAGAUAAGCAACAUGAAAAGUAGCACAAGCUGCUUUAGCAUAGACUGCUCCUGAAUAGCCCCAGCAAUCAGGUGACAACUCUAGAAAGAAGUCUUUGAAUGGAAUAAGCUUGGUCAAUGGUUGUACUGAAACACCCUGGGGAGACUUGAGGAAUGUUCAGGGGAGCCCUGGGGGGCGGGGAACCAUCCUUUCAUUAACUUGCAAGCUCAUAUCUUCCUGCAUUAUCUCUCUCUUUUACUCUGAGGAACAUUCAGGGGAGAUGGCAGGGACAGAAUGGGGCGUGUGAAGCAAAGGGGCAGAAUGGGGAGUCCCCACUGACUCGAGCCCUGUAAUGGAACCCCAGGGACUCCCCCAGGGAAGCUGCAGAAAGGUUGUGGUUGGUUAAGGGAGCCAUGGAAUCAGAAAGGUUGAAAACCACUGAGCUAAGUAUUUGACAACUAUUAAGCGGACAAGAACUUGCUUUAGGCUUAUAGUUGGGCAUGAAACACAAUUAGGGUGGCAGGAGAAAGAAUAGUUACUUAAGGAGGACAUAAAUAGCUAGUUUCUUGCCUGUGCCAUGCACUUGUCUAAUGCCUCAAUUCCACUGUUGUUCUUCCUCUCUCCUCCGCCAAGAUCUUGUUCAUCUUCAUAGACAGUGACCACGGCGAUAACCAGAGGAUCUUGGAGUUCUUUGGCCUCAAGAAAGAGGAGUGCCCUGCCAUCCGCCUCAUUACCCUGGAGGAGGAAAUGACCAAGUACAAGCCGGAUUCAGAAGAGCUGACUCCAGAAAACAUCAGGGACUUCUGCAAUAAGUUCUUGGAGGGCAAAGUUAAGGUAAUUCUUUUUUCCCUUCCUUUUUUGUAUUUUGUUCUUGAGACAGGCAUCCAUGUGAGGUGAUCCCUGCAGCACGAAUCACACGAAACCUGAGAACAGUCACGUGGCACGAAGUCUUUCAAGCUGGCUUUGCAGCACGUCCAGCAGCCCAGUAUUUAGACUUCAUGCUGAGAAGCCCAAAGGGCAAAGCCAGUGGGGCACGGUGCCAGUAUGGAAAUAGCCUUUAAAUGCUGAUAAAGUGAGCUUGACAAGUCUGGGAGCUGCUCAUAGAACUGCAUCACCAGCUCUUAAGAACUACCUCUGCCUUAAUGGCUGCAUGGCCUUGUCCUCACGUGGCACGAGCGCUUGGGAGGCUUCCAUCUUAAUCUGGAGACGAAAGCAGCUGUACAGAGCCAGCUACUGCUUUUGUUCUGCCCCACACCUGAAUUUUGCAGGGCUCUUUCUUGGCUCUGCCUAUUUCAUUUACUUUCCUUGCCUCCCAUUAUUCCUUUUCCUGUUCAGUGAAGUUGCAGCCUUCAUCUUAAUUACUCAGUCGACUGGACAAGUACACCUUUAAAGAAAAUCAGCAGGUCCUUUGAAAAACUGGAAGGGAUUAUUAAACGAGGCUAAAAGUUCAGGAUGACCUUUCUAAUUGGGAAAGCUGAGUUGAUGAUAGGGAAGAAAAAGUAUUGUGAUACCUGGCUUGAUGGACAUUCUUGAAUAGGAUACAGGACUAUGGUAGAUCUAUUUUGGAACACAUAGACAGUAAGGUGUUGCAUGACAUAAAAGGUAAAAUACAUUCUAGGUUGUAUUAAUACAUAUUCAUGUUGUAGUACUCUUUUGGUCAGCCUGUUAACAUGAGUGCGAGCAUGUGGUCAACGAAGCCCCUGCCACUUGGCUGUAAAGGCUGAGUGUUACAUAUCUAUAUGCUUCCCCCAUAUCAGACUCUGUAGAUAGGAAGCUGGUGCAUUUCUGGAGAAGGAAAGGCUAGAACUCUGUUCUGCUCUGUAGCGUUCUGCUAGAUUGGGGGUAUAUGGUCAUUGAAUCAUGCAGUCCCCCACCUUCACACUAAAGGUGGUACUGUCCCAUAGGUGAUGUAACAUAUGCCUCCUUUUUAGCCAGCAUUCCUCACUUCUGAAAAGACACUUGAAGUUGUUUAAAACUACAGGGAUGGUUUGUGUGCUGGAAAGCAGAUAGGAAUAGAAACAUUCCAAAGACCUCUAACCUCAGAGAAGGUUAUGUUCAGCAUUGGCCUGUUUGAAGACCCCUCACAUUCAUGAGAUACAGUAUGCACGGUCUUCAAGCAAAAGUAGAUCUACGGUUGAACAGUUUUGAGUUGGGAGUUUCAAAGCAGUUGAUAGAUGGAAGAUGUAGCCUAGGGGAAGUUGUAGGGGAUUUUUCAGAUGGGCUUCAAGACAAAUUGAAUGUUAAGCAUGUUGGAAGGAUAGAACACUUAAUAGAACCCUCUGUUUGCAUGCGGAAUGUCCCAGCUUAGAUCCCUGGCACCUCCAGGUAGGUCUGGGAGAGGUAGUCCCUGGAGAUCAGCGAGCUGAAUGGACCAAUGAUCUGACUUCUGUACAAGACAGCUGGCUCUGUACACAAUUUUGACACAAUGGUCUAAUAGGUCCCUUUCAUUUUUAAAAUGCUCUGGAAAACAUCCUAGACCUCCUCUAGGGCUGGGUGAUAUAUUGUCCAAAACUGAUAAAUCCGUAUUGUGAUAUCAGUUUCAUAAUUUUUGACCUGGCAAUAUAUUGUGAAUCGUGUGUGUGUGUGUGUGUGUGUGUGUGUACAUGCGCUAUGCAAACAUAAUCCUGCAUGAAAAACCAUGAAGCCCUCCAAUGCCUGUACAUACUGUAGCUCCAUCUUUGUUUUAGACAUUGUGUUUAGCUGGUGAUGUUGAAAACCAGAUAUCGCCCAGCCCUAACUCCCUCUUGUAAAAAUAUUGGAACUAAUCUGACUCUUGCAGCCAUCUCCUCUUGCUUGCUGUGCAUAUAUCUUGCCAUGCAUUUCUUUUGUUCUUUAACUGAAGCAGAGUGGGCUCUGUCUGCUCAGCAUGCCUAUGCCAGCUCCCUGUAAACACGCAUCCUUCAUGCAGCAGCUCAUGAAGGACAUGGCUGGGUCAUUGGGUGGGGUGGGGGUUGACUUUGAAGGAGGAAGUCUAUAUUAAUCUGACUUUUUAUAGCCUCUGGCUUUUGUCAGUUGCUCUGCCCUGUCUUGGAACAGUGGGUGGGAGGGUUUCCUGUUGGCGCAUUCCAUGCUGUUGCUUUCAUGUGGGUUCCUUUUUGCUUGUCUGUUUCAGCCCCAUCUGAUGAGCCAAGAUGUUUCUGAUGACUGGGACAAACAACCUGUCAAAGUUCUGGUUGGGAAAAACUUUGAAGAAGUGGCCUUUGAUGAGAAUAAGAACGUGUUUGUGGAAUUCUGUAAGUAUUUCGGUAGCUGAGCCCACAUGCACUCGCACCUUGGCGCAUCCUGUCUUGAGUUGCACAGGUUCGGCUAGCGAAGAAUGUUUCUUAGGUGGCAGGAACUGGAACUGAGGAGUGAGUGGUUCUUGUUGAACAGAUGCUAAUCUGGGUUUUGUCCCCUUUCUGACUUGCAGAUGCCCCCUGGUGUGGCCACUGCAAGCAGCUGGCUCCCAUCUGGGAUAAACUAGGCGAGACGUACAAAGACCAUGAAAACAUCAUCAUUGCCAAAAUGGACUCCACAGCCAAUGAAGUGGAGGCCGUGAAAGUCCACAGCUUCCCUACCCUCAAGUUUUUCCCCGCAGGCCCUGGCAGAACGGUGAGGAGACCGGUGGUUGGUCUCUGUAGGUGGCUGCCCCUGGGUGUUUCUCUUUCCCCUCCCAGGGUGUGCCUUGGUUUGAGUUGCUGAGGGUGGGUUCACAGGGGGUUCUUGCUAUUGUAGAGGGGAGGAUUGCUUCAUAGAGGAUGGUGCUCAUGUACGGGCUAUUCUCUCCUCGCAGCAAUCAUGGGAAUCUAGUGGCUGGCUGCUCUUCUUCGACUCAUAUGGGUGAAGGUGAAUUUUCCAAUCCCUUUUUUUUUGCUUAGCUGUUCAGAAAGUGAUUCUUCAGCCCCCAGUGCCCAGCUUUGCCUUUCGACUGCUGACACACUUCCUCCUUUGCUUUUGCAGGUUGUAGACUACAAUGGCGAGAGAACGCUGGAAGGUUUUAAGAAGUUCCUGGAAAGCGGCGGAAAGGAUGGUGGUGUAGAUGAAGAUGUGAGUAUCUAAACCCAGGCCCUGUUGGGCACUGGCCUGUGUAGCUGUUUUAGGGCAGGGUUCAGAUGCGAUCCCCGAGGAAGGGAAGUUUUGUCCUGCAAAGCUACUUCGGGCUUACUGUGACAGCCAAGAAUGCUGGUUCCUUAGCAACUUGUAAAUAAAGCACAGCUGGUAAUACCCAGAAUGAACUGGGGUGGUGGGGAAGGGUGUUCCUGAAUACGUGCCAUUCCAUGUGGACUAACCAGGCCACACAAACAGGCAGUCAGCCUGUGGGAGCCCCACCAUUCCCAGAUCAACUGCAAAUGUUCAAGAACAUGACUUUUUUUUACAUUCCUCCCAGCGUUGACCCUACUAUCUGUAGUUCUCGAGAGAUGACCCUACACUGAAUUGGCUCUUUCUCCAGCACCAGGUGCGAGUGUCCUCUUGCUUGAGUCAAGUAGUCGCUGCUGCCAGCAUGUGUAACAAUUUUUGCUUGUUCUGUUGCUGUGCUAGCAAUGCUACUGGCUCUUUGCAGCACUGCUAGGCUUAUCUGGGUGCUGCUGCCCAGCAGGAGUAGCAGCUGAACAUAGAGGGGGUAAAGCUCAUAGCCCAAGUUAGAAUUGCUGUGCAUUCAGGGCUGUCGUUCCUCCAUUUCCAUUGGAUACAGGGAGCAACUGGUGACCCAGCCUUUGCACCUCUGCAUGUUCCCGGACCCUGUAUGGUGGGUUCUGUGUGAUUUAAAGCUCUGUAGACUACACUUCUAGACCUACAGUUAUCAAGGGUGCCAGCUGUUUGGUACAGUGACCAUGAGCAAUGCAUACACAGAAACUGUAUCCUGAUUUGAUUCCUUUGUCCCUGUUUUGAGCUUAAGCCUUUGCACCAGGCUUUGUUAUUUAAGAGUGAACUGGCUUUGAUAUUCAGCAUCUUGGUGAUAGACACUAUGAUUAGCUAUCACUUAUAUGGUUUUCAGGCACAGACCUGGCACUAACAUGUAGCUGAGACCUAGCAGAGUAGAGCUGGCCGGCCCCAUUUUGCUUCAGCUUGUUUCUUUAUCAUCUCUGUACACUUUGGAAAUUUGGAUUUAUAUUCAGUUUGGUUGUUUGUCAGGUUCCAACACCUUGAAGACAGAUAGCUUUUGAACCUGUGUUCUAUAAGAUGUCACCGGUGGAAGUUUGGGUAUAAAAACGUAAGAGUACUGAGCAAAAGAAUUGGCCAAAAAUGGCCAUUAAAUCUUCUUGGAUUGUAGCAGGUCCUUGAAUCUGGGUUUCAUGGAAACAGAUUUUGAAUUGAAGAAUGUGAUUGAAUUGGAGGCAAACAAAUUCUGUCCUUCCUGUGAAUGGUAUUCCAGUCCCUCACGGCUGAUUUUUGGAGGUGGUGUGUUGGCUGUUGGCUGGCCCUGUGUAUUUCUUGCAAGUGCUUUUGCAUUUUCUCAUUCUGAGAAGAAUAGUGUGCUAGCAGGGUUUUCAUAGUUGCUAGCUCAACAGCACAGUGUGUACUCCAUUCAAAAAGCAUUGGUACCAGAUGCUGAGAACAGGAUAAUGCUAAACAUCUGUCUGUUAUUCAGCAUAGGCUGUUGUUGAAGAUAACAGCCUAUAUUCUUUGCUUCUUGUCAGUAUGCUGGUAGCCAGUCUAUAUUCUUUCCUAAGGCAAUGCAGUGGAAUGGUAUGGUGCAGGAAUGUCCAAGAGGUCGAUUGUGAUCUACUGGUAGAUCCCCGGGAGGUUUUGGUAGAUCGUGGUCGAUCACUGGGUCCCUUUCCUUAGCGCUGGUAAAAUAGAAUUCGGCCUCACCCUGCCCUCCAUUUUUGCAUGAUCUGCAGAAUGGAAGAUGGAGUUUACUCAGUGAGGCUGUUGUUUCCUCAGCGAUCUGUUGGUGAGCUCAACAGCUAUGACCUGAACCCCCCAAAAGGGGGUAGAUCACUGCCAGUUUUUCAUUCUGUGAGUCUCUUGGGAGUUGGCCACCUCUGGUAUAGUGUAUAUGAAAUCAUUGGCUGAGGGUAUGCAAAUCACUGAGGAUUUUGCAAGCCACUGAAAGUCAACACUUCUGAAGGAAGAACAGAACAUUGGUGGGUUUAGAUCACAAAUCUAAGGAACAGCCAAUUGGAUUUGCAGUAUAGAGUACUGCAUCAGUCAUUCGGACUGAAUUUCCACUUGUUUUGCUUAUUACUGUGAAUGGAGCAUUUCCCUGAUAAUGAACCUGAAUGUGACCUGUCAGGAUCAUCUCCUAUGAUUAUACCUAUUCUGGAGCUACUACUAAUAUUUACUUAGAAAGUUCAAAGACAGAUACUGGAACAGCUGCCUUAAUCGCAGCUUCACUUUAUCUGUUAUUUUUGGUGUGUUUGUGUGUGAAAGUGAGAUCAGAUUUUACUUUAACAGUACAGUGGUACCUCAGGUUAAGUACUUAAUUCAUUCCAGAGGUCCAUACUUAACCUGAAACUGUUCUUAACCUGAAGCAUCACUUUUAGCUAAUGGGGCCUCUUGCUGCUGCCACGCCACUGGAGCACAAUUUCUGUUCUCAUCCUGAAGCAAAGUUCUUAACCUGAAGCACUAUUUCUGGGUUAGCGGAGUCUGUAACCUGAAGCGUAUGUAACCCGAGGUACCACUGUACAUGGUUGUGUUAAUGAAGUUUUAAUUCUAAAGUAAGUUUCUUAGAGGUCUUUUGUGCACUUCUUGGUCGAGCAAAACGUUAAAAUCACCAACUUGGUUUUCAGAUGUGAUGGCAUUCAUCUGAUUCAGAAUGCUAUAUAAAUGGAGAAUGUGCUAAAGUUGGUACAGCAGGAUUUUUUUAUCCAUUCAAAUAAUUUUGAGAUGUAUAGGGCAAGCAGAAAGCCAACAGACCUGGUGUUGACCCCAUUGUCUUACAAGUUCCUUCUGCCUGGUAUAUGGAAAUUUGUAGGUUGUUUCCAUUUUUAAUUUUUUUUUGCCUUGAGUGACUUGAUGGAAUGCAUGGACUUUCCUUGGCCUGCACAUCUUGGGAGGCAGGACUCUGUCUGCCAGAGGAGCAAAGUUCUGAGCAUAGAGGCAGUUACAUGAGUUUCUCAUGUUAUUAAGGGCAAUGACAGCUGCGCUGGCAGGACCUAACUGUGUGUUGGCCUCCUUGGCACUGGCUGUGAGAGAAGCUGCAGCUGACCAAGCUUUUGCUUCUUCAUUUAAACAGGAUCUGGAAGAUCUAGAGGAUGCUGAAGAGCCAGAUGCAGAAGAAGACGAUGAUGACGCAAACACUGUAAAAGAUGAACUGUAAAGACAAGUCCAAUCUGCAUAUCCCCAGACACUACACUGUGGCUGCCACUUCAUGCAGUUAAGCAAGUCCAGAACCAACUUGAACCAGAAGGCAGAUGCUGUCUGAGAGUACAGGGAAUGGUCUAAAGUAACCCUUCAUCCUAACUUGUCUGUCAACUGAUUCCUCUACUUAAUUUUUAUUAUUAUUAUUUUCAGUUUGGAAGAGGGAUCUGCCUAGGUAGCCAGCCCUGCUGGGUCUUCUCUUUCCCCCCUCCUUUACACACUGUGAUGUACAUUUUCUUUUCCUAGAGUGUUCUGUGAUCUGGGUAGAAGCAGAUUGAAACGGCAACAUGUCCCAUUGCCUAACUCACUUUGGAGCCUCACCAGUAAUGCCGCCUUAAAACUUACUCACACUUGUCCAAAUGUCAUAAGCUGCUGUUGGCCCAGCAGGGUCUUGGAUACUGUCUCGGCUGUUUUUCAAUUACUAUUUCUUUUUGGGGCUGCUCCGGUGUGGAGGAACCUACUGGGCUGACCACGGUGGUGGCAGUGGAAAGGGAAAUGAGCAGGUCCUCUUAACUCAUUGCAUGGUCUUGCUUCCCUUUUAUGCUGAGCAGUAUAUGUAUCUCUCUCUUCCAAAGAUUAGGAUGGCAUAAAGACUGUCCUUGAGGGGGAAAGGACCCAAUUAUUCCUGAGGCAAAACCUUAACUGGUGUUGCCACCUUGCCCCCUGAACAAACAAUACGACUUGCUCUUUAUACAUUUGCUUUGUGAAUGGGUCUCCCAGGCAUUUACAGAGCUGUUUGGGAAGGGGCCUACCAGAAUGAAACAAAAAGGACACUCAAUAACUAGGUUUUUUUUGUGGGGGUACUUGAGAGCCAAGGAGUGAUGGGAGGACAAGAAUGUAUGUUGACAGAAUUGGAAUUAGUUUGGAGCGUCUAUGAUGCUAAAAGGAAUGGAACUCAUUGGCCAAAUAAAAGUUGAUUUUAAUACUA